UGCCUCACAAUUAUGUGUUUAUUCAUUUAUUCAUGUAUUUAUUUCCCAGGCAAGGAGAUGGUAGACUACAUAGCCGACUACUUCCUGGACAUCCGCUCGCGUCGUGUAUUUCCGGACGUGCAGCCAGGUUACAUGCAGGCUCUUGUACCGGACAGAGCGCCGGAGGAACCCAACAAGUGGGAGGACAUCUUUGCUGACGUAGAGAGGGUCAUCAUGCCUGGGGUGAGACAGAGACUGGUAGAUAGAUCUAUGUUGGCUGAUGCUGCCAGUUGUCUUGAAUUUACGUGGGCUUCAAGCCCCGCCUGCACAGAGCUGGAGACUAUAGUGAUGGACUGGUUGGGCAAGAUGUUGGAACUGCCGGAGUCUUUUCUGCACGGGGAGAAAGGGAGUAGAUCCCUGGGUGGUGGAUGUCGGUCAGAGAAGCUCUGGCUACAUCUGGAUGCUGCGUAUGCUGGCUCUGCCUUCAUAUGUCCCGAGUUCAGAUCCUGGAUGGCAGGCAUAGAGUUCUCCGACUCGUUCGCCUUCAACCCCAGCAAGUGGCUGAUGGUUCACUUUGACUGCAGCGCUAUGUGGGUCAAGGAUGCACGGGCUCUACACAGAACCUUCAAUGUGGAGCCUCUCUAUCUACAGCACGAGAAUUCGGGUACUUCUCCCUCCACCCCACAGCACUGGCAGAUAGCCCUAAGCCGUAGAUUCCGUGCCCUCAAGCUCUGGUUUGUCCUGAGAUCAUUUGGAGUCUCAGGUCUACAGCGACACAUUAGACGGGGUGUGGAACUGGCCCAGAUGUUUGAGAACCUAGUGCAAGCUGACCUGAGGUUUGAAGUGACUGCACCUAGAUGGCUGGGAAUGGUGGUGUUCCGACUUGUGAGCAUCCAAGUAAAUGAAAGAACCAUGAUCGCCGAUGUCUGCCACUGCCAAAGAUAUAUAGCACUUGAUGAUGAUGGUGAUGAUGAUCAUGUUUCGUUCAGGGACUGGAUUACUAUCACCGACAUGGCGUCUAAGAUCCUCAUCGAGGCAGGCGAACAAGCAGACGAAAGCAUCGAGGAAAACGACGAAGAGGACGACGAUACCAGCGAAGCGGAAACCACGCAGAUGUCCACAAACAGCAACAAGGAAGAACCUCCCACCCUUCAGAGAGUGCCCAGAAAGAACGCGGCCCGCUCCAACGGGCUGACCAAUGGGGAGGCUCAUCUCUGCAGGCCCCGCCCUCUUCCCCAUCCGUUGCCCCACGCGAAGACAGCGAGUCUCCGACGUAAGGAGUUUGGCAUCAGCCUGUUGCUAAGCAACGUGCCGAUGAGCCCAAAGGUCGUGAACGGAAGUUUUGCCGCGUUGUACGAUGAUAAUGACGUAGGUCUGGAACAGCUGGCCGGGCAGUUGUCGGUGGGAGGAGAAUUCAUCCGCCUGUCGCCUAGGAAACGGGGUAAACUAUCCGAGAAAGACCGGCAAAGGAGUCUCGACUGUAGCUUCUUAGCGUACAGGAGGGAUAACCCGAUAAAGAUGAAAAUGAUGGGGUCUCUGGACUCGAAAAUCGACGAUAUUUUAGAGAUGGGUUCAAAAGUUGCUGGAGGAGGGGAUGAUAGUGAUGGUGAGACGGCAGAAGGCAGAAAAGAGAAGGAUAAGGAGGAGGAUGAUAGAAGAGAAGGGAAAGGAAAGGUGGAUGAAGAAGGUAAGGAGGUAGAUCAGGCGGAAGAGGCAGAGUCAAAUGAAAAGUCGUUCUCCGGGAAAAAUGUCGUCGGUGCUAAAAAAGGGAGGGUAAUUGAAGUGCCGACGGUGACCAAGGUGAAGGUCAAAAUGUCUAAUGGCGGGCUGGUCAAAGGUGAGGGAACGUCCCUGGAGGGAAGGGUCUUGGAGCAGGAGCGAUGGGACACAGGUCACAGAGGUCAGAAAGGUCAGAAAAGUCAGACAGGCCAAGAAAAAAAUACAGGGGUCAAGAACAACGAGAUAGCAAAAGUCGCGAGUGCUGGUAAAAAUUCCCCCCAGAAAAGAGACCAAAAGUCAAACACGGCGUCUGAAAAUCAAAACAGCGUCGGGGAUCACAAAAUGGUUCUAAAAGCGUCGAAAAGCUCAGAACUUCCGACCAAAUCGAAAAACUCCGUAGGGGGAUCGAACCCAGACGCAGGGGGCACAGGGGGGCGCUACAUGAUGGAGCUGAGCAAAGCCGUGUGCUCAAAGGUCAAGGAAGCUCUGUUGACACUUCCGGGGUCAGGGGGAGGUAACUCUACACCUGCGGCAAUGGCGGGAGAUGGGGAUGGAGACGUGUGCUGUCCUUACUGUGGGAGAGAGUUGCCUUCUUCGCUUCUCUCGUAAACAAAGAGAACUUACUUUGUAAACAAAAGGGAACAUAUGAAUAUUCUUGAGUUCUCUUGUAAACAAAGAAGACUUGUCUUGUAAAUAAAUAGAAAGUUAUAUUGACUUACCCCGUGAAGAAAGGGAAAAUAAACUUGAGUUCAACUGUUAUCAAAGAGAAACUAUUUCGUAAACAAAAGGGAAAAUUAAUAUUCUUAAGUUCUCUCGUGCACAAAAGGGGGCAUAUCUCCUAUACAAAGGGAACAUAAAUCUUUUAGUUCUCUCAUACUCGAAGGGUGGCAUAUUUAGUAUAUAGGGGACAUAAUAAUUCUUGAGUUCUCUCGUACACAAAAGAGGGGCAUAUCUCCUAAACAAAGGGAACAUAUUCUCGAGUUCCCUCGUAAAAAAAGAGGACACGUUUUUCAAACAAAGAGAACAUAACAUAAUCAUGAGUUCUCUUAUAAACAAACAAAAUAAACAUAUUCUGAAA
This is a messenger RNA of Aplysia californica (California sea hare), 2776 nucleotides long. RefSeq names its product histidine decarboxylase-like. The coding region runs from base 13 to 2307 and encodes 764 amino acids. Gene Ontology annotation, molecular function: pyridoxal phosphate binding; histidine decarboxylase activity. The record is from RefSeq and is a predicted model, not a curated record. NCBI's taxonomy places the organism in Eukaryota, Metazoa, Mollusca, Gastropoda, Aplysiida, Aplysiidae. Gene Ontology annotation, biological process: histamine biosynthetic process; L-histidine catabolic process. The transcript is spliced from 8 exons.